GGGACAGGGAAGGGAUCAGUGAUGAGGAGUGAUGGGGCUGGAGGUUAAACCUUGCCACCUGGAAGUCUCAAACACACAUUCCUGUGAGACAGCCAGAAUUACUGAAUCCAGGAGACUGAAGAUGCUGCUGCUGCUGCUGUGGGAGCAGCUGUUCCUGGUGUCAUUUGUUGGCUGCCUUGCAGAUGUGGAGAGCUCCAGGACGAGGAUGAGGAGCGCGGUGUCGGUGCGCGAAGGCCAGGGCGUCGUGCUGCUCUGUGGGACCCCGCCCCGGGCUGGAGACCUGUCGUUCGCCUGGAUCUUCAACGAGUACCCGUCGUUCGUGCAGGAGGACAGCCGGCGCUUCGUGUCCCAGGAGACAGGGCAUCUGUACAUCGCCAAGGUGGAGCCCUCGGACGUGGGCAACUACAGCUGUGUGGUGACCAGCAGGGCCAGCAGGAGUCCCGUGCUGGGCUCCCCCACGCCCCUGGUGCUGCGCACAGACGGUGUGAUGGGGGAAUACGAGCCCAAAAUUGAAGUUCAGUUCCCUGAGACCCUGGCAGCAGCCAAAGGCUCCACUGUGAAGCUGGAGUGCUUUGCACUGGGAAACCCCGUGCCUCAGAUUAACUGGAGAAGAACUGACGGGCUGCCAUUUCCAAGUAAAAUAAAGCUGAGGAAAUCCAAUGGCAUGAUUGAAAUCCCUAAUUUCCAGCAGGAGGAUGCAGGGCUCUAUGAAUGCAUUACUGAAAACUCCAGGGGCAAAAACAUUGCAAGAGGACGUCUCACUUACUAUGCAAAGCCUCACUGGGUGCAGCCCAUACAGGAUGUGGAGGUUGCUGUGGAGGACACCUUGUCCUGGGACUGCAGAGCCAGUGGGAAGCCCAAACCCUCCUACAGGUGGCUGAAGAAUGGAGAGCAGCUGGCCAUAGAGGGAAGGAUCCAAAUUGAAAAUGGUGCACUUACAAUAUCAAAUCUAAAUCUGACAGAUUCUGGCAGAUACCAGUGCAUAGCUGAAAAUAAGCAUGGUGUCAUCUCUUCGAGUGCAGAGCUCAGGGUUGUAGCUUCUGCUCCAGAUUUUUCCAAGAGUCCAAUGAAGAGACUGAUCCAGGUUCAGAUAGGCAGCACAGUUGAUUUUGAGUGCAAACCCAGAGCUUUCCCCAAGGCCAAAUGUUCCUGGAAGAAGGGAGGUGAGCAGCUGCAGGAAAAUGAAAGGAUCAGCCUGUUAAAGGAUGGAGGGCUGAGGGUGGCCAACGUGACCAAGGGGGAUGCUGGCACCUACACCUGCCUGGCCACAAACCAGUUUGGAGCAGCCAGGGGCUCCACCAGCCUGGUGGUUACAGAGCCAACCAGGAUCACCCUGGCCCCUUCCAACCUGGAUGUGACCGUGGGGGAGAGCGUGGUGCUGCCCUGCCAGGUGCAGCACGAUCCCCUGCUGGACAUCAGCUUCACCUGGUACUUCAACGGGAGCCUCGCCGACUUCCAGAGGGACGCAUCCCACUUCGAGAAGGUUGGAGGGAGCGCAUCAGGGGAUCUGAUGAUCAGGAACAUCCAGCUGAAGCACAGUGGGAAGUACGUGUGCAUGGUGAAGACAGAGGUGGACAGCGUGGCCUCUGCUGCCGACCUCAUCGUGAGAGGCUCUCCUGGGCCCCCUGAGCACGUGAGGGUGGACGAGAUCACGGACACCACAGCCCAGAUCUCCUGGCAGGAGGGCACAGACAACCACAGCCCCGUGACCACCUACACCAUCCAGGCCAGGACGCCCUUCUCCGUGGGCUGGCAGAGAGCCACCACAGUUCCGGACGUGAUCGACGGCAGAACCUUCACGAGCACAGUAGUGGAUUUAAAUCCUUGGGUUGAAUAUGAAUUUCGUGUAGUUGCCACCAACAAAAUAGGAGGUGGAGAGCCUAGUUUGCCCUCAGAAAAAGUAAGAACUGAAGAGGCAGUUCCUGAAAUUCCCCCCUCUGAGGUCAGUGGGGGAGGAGGCAGCAGGUCUGAGCUGGUCAUAACGUGGGAUCCCGUCCCUGAGGAGCUGCAGAACGGGGAAGGAUUUGGCUACGUGGUGGCUUUCCGCCCCUCGGGCACCUCGACGUGGAUCCAGACCGUGGUGACCUCCCCUGACACCCCCAGAUACGUCUUCAGGAACGAGAGCAUCCUGCCCUUCUCGCCCUACGAGGUCAAGGUCGGCGUCUACAACAACAAGGGAGAGGGGCCCUUCAGCGCCGUGGCCACCGUGUUCUCAGCUGAGGAAGAGCCCAGCACGGCCCCCUCGGGAGUGUCUGCCACCAGCCUGUCCUCCUCAGCCAUCCAGGUGUCCUGGACAGCCAUUCCCUGGAAGAUGAGCAAUGGGAGGCUGCUGGGCUAUGAGGUUAGGUACUGGAAUAAAGGCCAGAAAGAAGAAUCUUCCAACAGAGUAAAAGCAGCAGGGAAUGAAACAUCGAUAAAAAUUACGGGGUUGAGGAGCAACCUGGAUUAUUACACAGCUGUGCGUGCCUACAACAGCGCCGGGGCAGGGCCCUUCAGUGCCACCGUCAAUGCCACCACCAAAAAGCCACCACCCAGCCAGCCUCCAGGAAACGUGGUGUGGAAUGUCACAGACUCCAGGGUGCUGCUGAGCUGGGAGGAGGUCAGAGCCAUGGACAACGAGUCCCAGGUCACAGGCUACAAGGUGCUGUGCAGGAGCAGCCAGGGCGGGCUGCAGGUGCUGAGCACGGCGGGCACCACGGCCGAGCUGUGGCUGCAGCUGCAGGACGAUUAUCUCAUCGAGGUCAGGGCCACCACCGAGGGCGGCGACGGCAGCAGCAGCCAGCAGAUCCUCAUCCCCAGGCUAGCCAGUAUGGAUGCAAGAGGUUCUGGACCAGUUUUGAGUAUCUUCAGUGUCUCGAGCUUCUUAGCAACAAUAUUUUCCUUGACCCUUAAUUCUGUGUUGUGCUGAUAUAUUUGCAUUUGCUGGGGAAAAAAAAAUUGGUUACUAAAGUGCAUUUUUUAAAAAAACUGCAGUGGUUAAUGCAUGUUUUUUCUUCUAUCCUGACGUGUUUUUAAAUUCUUUAUAUUUCACUGUAAGUUGAAGUAAAAAUACCAUGUAAAGUUUAGCAAAUCCUUUAAAAAGGAAUCUAAAAUGCCUUAAUACUUGAACCAAAGGAGUUUACAUGUUACAUACUUCAGAUACAGUGUGAGAGAGGGGUAGGGAUGGCACUGUGAGGUCAGGACAUGAGGGAGAGUGAGAAAAAACAUUUUUGCAGCAGCCCUGAAUUGUUCUGGGUUUGUUCUGCAUUGCUAAAAUAACGUUUGGCAUGGAAAGGAUGAAAUCAGAGCUGGGGCUGUUAUCUGCUGGAGUUGAUAAUGGCUGCUCCCAAGGCAGUGCCAUCACCCUGGAGUUGGGAUCAUUUCCCUGCUUCCCUUUGUGGGAGUUGCUCUAAAUGGAAAGAUAUCCCAAAAGAAAUCUCCUUCAAAGAAAUCCCACCUGGAGCAGGGCAAAGGCUCCGUGCUGCUCCUGAGAAAUGAUCUCCCAGCUGUGAUCUGGGGCUGGUUUUGUGCUGCUUCUCAGUAAAUCCUGAAAUUCAUCUCCUCAUCUCCCCACCUUGCCUUCCCUACCCAGGUUCUUUGUUCAAAACCAAUCUCUCCCACCCUGGGGGUGCUGUGCUUGCCCUGCUGCCAGUGUCCAGGGGCUGAGGUGCCCACCUGGCACCCACCAUGGCCCUGGGGACAGGGACACCCAUCCCUCCCUCCUUCCCUGGCGCUCCCAGCCCUGCAGCCCCAAAUCCUCCUGCUCACUGCACUGCAAACACCCUGAAUUCACACCCACAGCCAGGCCUCUCCCUCCUGCUGCUCUUGAACCCCUUCUGAACUGUUCCACCUGCUCUGGCUCUCAGCUGCACCCCGCUGCUGUCACACGAGUCUGGGAAGUUCAUGGCAAUAGUAGGAUAUUGAAAAAACUAUACAACAACACUUCAGAAUCGCUAUUGAAGGAUAAUCUGUGCUUUCUUUCAUGGCAGUAAACUACAGAUACAUUCAGCCUGGUCCAUUUGACUUCUAGAGUUGUGGCUUCAGUCAAAUCAACCUUUUUAGAGAGGUCACAGCAUCCCUGUUCAGAUAAUAUAAGGCAUCAUCUCCUCCUAAACACUGGGGUUUUUAAAUUUCACAAUACUACUACAACACACAGAAGUACAAAGGGAGAACCAGAAUUAAUAAUAUUAUGGUAGCACUUUGGGAAAAAUACCUUGAUGUGCAUUGAGCUGGCAGAUGAGCUCCAGAUGAGGCCAAGUGCUGCUGAGGAAAGCAGGAGCUGUAAAUACUGUACAUAGAGAGCUAUAAAUGAGUUUAAAAUUAGUUGCUUUUCAGUGUUGUUUUCAGACACUUGCAAACAGGGGGGUGGGUGGGACAUGGAAAUCCAGGUGUUCCUAGUGAGUAAAUAGUUCUAUUUCAUGCAACAAAGGGUGACUCUUUCUCUUGUUUCACAAAACUCUAGUCCAGGUUCCUGUACUGCCCAUUUUUCAUGCACUUACAUUGUAUUAUUACUUGAUUUCUAGUUCUAUAUCUCCAUGAGAUAUGUACCCAGUACCUUGUUUCAUAUUGAAAAGGUUGAAAUUUAUCCUUGAACUUCCAGUUGUGUGUGUAUCCUAUGGUUAUCUGUAUGCAUUCUUUUCUAUGGCUCUAAUAAAAUAUUUAUUACAUUGAGGGAUAAUAGAA
Melospiza georgiana is the source of this 4662-nucleotide messenger RNA. Its product is annotated as contactin-3-like. Gene Ontology annotation, biological process: brain development; cell-cell adhesion. Lineage: Eukaryota; Metazoa; Chordata; Aves; Passeriformes; Passerellidae. The record is from RefSeq and is a predicted model, not a curated record. The coding region runs from base 32 to 2908 and encodes 958 amino acids. The transcript has 21 exons. Gene Ontology annotation, molecular function: cell-cell adhesion mediator activity.